GCUGGUAGACAGUGCAUUACGGUUUUGAGUUGGCAGUUCGCCCACCCCUUUAAGAGUUCUCAAAAACUGACAGAACACUCCCCCUAUCAGGCAGUCGGAGGUGAAAUAUCCAUUGCCUUAAGGAGAGUUCUGUUCACGCUUCCAAUCCCCGUUUUCUCGCUGCUAUGUCGCCGCCUCCCCUUUAAAGUACUCCGCCGGCCACUGGGUUUGUAGUCGGAGGUCAGAAAGUGACCGGAGGAGUAGCGGUAGCUGCUAUGUCCCGAAGCUGUGAGGCGUGUAUGCUGCUUGGGUUCCUGCUCGUCGUGCUCUCGGGGAGAAGCACUGGCUACUUCCCGGAGGAACGCUGGAACCCAGAGUCCCCCCUCAGGCCGCCCACCGUGCUGCUCACCCUUCUAGCCAGGAACGCCGAGGGGUCCCUGCCCGAAGUUCUGGGCGCUGUAGACCGGCUGAGAUACCCCAAGGACAGAAUCUCGUUGUGGGUAGCCACAGAUCAUAACUUGGACAAUACAAGUGGUAUUCUACGGGAAUGGCUGAUCAACGUUCAGAAGCAGUACCACCACGUGGAGUGGAGACCACAGGAGCAUCCCAGAUGGUUUCAGGAUGAGGAGGGACCAAAGCAUUGGUCUCACUCUCGCUAUGAGUAUAUCAUGAAGUUACGCCAGGCGGCUUUAACCUCUGCCCGGGAAAUGUGGGCUGACUACAUAAUGUUUAUAGACUCUGAUAACUUGCUGACAAACCCAGACACUCUGAACUUGAUGAUUGCUGAGAAUAAGACAGUGGUUGCCCCCAUGUUGGAGUCCAGGGCAGCCUACUCUAAUUUCUGGUGUGGGAUGACCACUCAGGGAUAUUACCGCCGUACUCCAGCCUACAUGCCUAUCCGGCGCAGAGAACGUCGUGGCUGCUUUGCUGUACCCAUGGUACACUCCACAUUUCUUAUCGACCUGCGGAAGGAGGCAAGCCAAUAUCUGGACUUUUACCCACCUCAUCAAGACUACACAUGGGCAUUUGAUGAUAUCAUAGUGUUUGCUUACUCAUGCCGUCAAGCAGAUGUUCAGAUGUUCAUCUGCAAUAAGGAGGUUUAUGGGACUCUGCCGGUUCCGCUGCGUGCGCACAGCUCUCUGCUGGAUGAAACUGACAAUUUCCUGCACACCAAACUGGAGAUCAUGGUGAAGGGUCCUCCUGCUGAGCCAUCAAGAUUUCUGUCCAUCUCUCCAAAAGUCCCAGACAAGAUGACCCUGGAUGAGAUCUUUCUCAUUAACCUGAAGCGCCGACAAGAUCGGAGAGACCGUAUGAAGAGGACGCUUUCUGAGCUUCAGAUUGACUUCAAGCUUUCUGAUGCUGUGGAUGGCAAGGCACUGAAUGAAUCUCAGGUCACUGCAAUGGGUAUAAAGAUGCUCCCUGGAUAUAAGGAUCCGUAUCAUGGGCGUCCUUUGACACGUGGGGAAAUGGGAUGUUUUCUUAGCCACUACAACAUCUGGAAGGAGAUCUCGGAACGCUUGCUUGGUGUCUCGGCUGUGUUUGAAGAUGACCUGAGGUUUGAAAUAUUUUUUAAGAGGCGACUAGAAAACCUUUUGCAGGAUGUGGAGAAAGCGCGGCUGGACUGGGACCUCAUUUACCUGGGCAGAAAGCGGAUGCAAGUGGAUGAACCUGAAGAGUCUGUACCUGGGGUCCGUAACUUGGUUGUGUCAGACUACUCCUAUUGGACACUUGGGUACCUUAUCUCCUUGCAGGGGGCAAAGAAGCUUCUGAAUGCCAACCCUCUGACCAAGAUGCUUCCUGUGGAUGAGUUUCUGCCAGUCAUGUAUGACAAGCAUCCCAUCUCGGAUUACUCUUCUCAAUUCUCCUCCCGGGACCUGCACGCCUUCUCUGUGGAGCCUUUGCUACUGUACCCCACGCACUACACCGGAGAUGAAGGCUAUAUUAGUGACACUGAGACAUCUGUUCUAUGGGACAACAUGACUGAAACGACUGACUGGGACAGGGCUAAGUCUCAAAAGACCCAACAGCAGGAAAAGCUGCGCAGUGAAGCAGUAAACACCCCAUCCCUCCGUUCUCCAUUUGACAGCGCUGCCAGAGAUGAGCUAUGACCUUAACGUCGUCUAUAAUCCUGACGCGAAUGGAACAUUGCAUCCAGCGUCUUUGUGUAGAGGAUCUUUUGAUUACUGAUGGUGAGGUACAGGUGCAGUGGACCAUUGUGGGUGAUCUUGGGAUGGCCUGUCCAGGUACUUUUCUCCCACACUGAUGACAACCCCUCUCCUUAGUGAAAUGUAUUGGAAAACCCUUACAGGGAACAGAGCGGUCUCUGAGGGAGACAGGUGGAAUGGUAGGGUCUUGGCUCUUGAUUUAAUAAUAUUAAUUUAUAUAUUUACAUGUACAGUAUGACUGAAACAACCUCCAUCUUCCCAGUCUAGUUAGAUCUAAAACCUGACAGCUGAGCUGUUUGCGGGAAUAUACGAAAAAUCUCUCAUUAUAGAGCUUAAAAAGCAUGACUGAUUAGAGAUGUUUGGGGUUGGAUGGAUGUAGUGACAAUUUAUUAUAGAGGUGUGAGAGAACUUGAUGAAAGCAGGUAGACCCAGAUUCCCUUCAUCCUCCUCCCUCAGUGACGUCACCAGUGGGCCAUGGAUAAAGUAAAGCAAACUUUAGUAAGUAGAUUGAUUUCUCACAUAUGUCAGUAAUGGUAACAACCAAAAGUGUACUUCUUAAUAUAUAGGUUUCCUAAAUUUAGUGAAGGGCCUUAUCCCUUAGUGAUGUCACUGGUUUCUCAAAGAUUGUUAAUCUCCAUUCUAAUGUUCAUAGCUUCAACUCACAAAAUGGCUGCCUCCAUUAAGUCUCUCAGCGAGGUCACUGGUUCAUAGGUAUUUUAUAGAUAUUCUCAACAGGUUCUGCUUACAAAAUGUUUUCCUCCCAUUGUGUGCACAUGUUAAUUUAAUAUUUCCUAACUUUUGCUUUCACUUGGUUGUAUUUAAAUCCUAUUGUGGCAGUUUGUAAAAAAUGGUAGAUUAACCAAAAGGUGAAAUUGAUUAUACUUUCUCUUUCCAUAUAGUACAGAGUGGGCCCCUCCAGAAUUCACCACUUUUUUACCAAAAGCCAUGGGCUGACUUGUACUGUGACUCUUCAUGGUGCCAGCCAAAGUAGCUUAUGAUUGAGCUAUAUUGUUGCAAUAUCAUCAGCAAGGACAUUCUGAUACAGAUCUUCUCUUCCUAGACAGUGGAAUCACCAGCCUCAAAUUCUAGUAUAUUUUUAAGCAGUGGUUCCUGAACUUUUUUGAACCACAGCGAGCUAGAGUAUCAGAGUUUUUUUUCCACAGCACCGCUAGGCCAAAAGUUGAUUAUUGAGAAAUUCAGAAAAAAGUAAAUUGUGUUUAUAUGUCAUCCUUAGGUUCAGCUAAGGGGUGAGGGACAGAAUUUGGUUCUGUUUGUCCACAUAUUUUAUGAUCGGAAGCCACAAGCACUGGUUUUGUCUAUUACAUUGACUAUAAAUAAUUUGUACUUAUCCUGGACCACCAGACCAGGGCACCCCUGCAAGUGCUCUGAGACACCCUAGGGCACCCAGUUUGGGAACCACUGGUUAAAAGAAGACUGACAACACCUUUUUAAA
This is a messenger RNA of Pseudophryne corroboree (corroboree frog), 3597 nucleotides long. It is a transcript of the gene COLGALT1, whose product is annotated as collagen beta(1-O)galactosyltransferase 1. Gene Ontology annotation, molecular function: procollagen galactosyltransferase activity. The transcript is spliced from 12 exons. The record is from RefSeq and is a predicted model, not a curated record. NCBI's taxonomy places the organism in Eukaryota, Metazoa, Chordata, Amphibia, Anura, Myobatrachidae. Bases 255 to 2087 code for a protein of 610 amino acids.